This is a messenger RNA of Esox lucius (northern pike), 3748 nucleotides long. It is a transcript of the gene dact1, whose product is annotated as dishevelled-binding antagonist of beta-catenin 1. The record is from RefSeq and is a predicted model, not a curated record. Bases 416 to 3109 code for a protein of 897 amino acids. The transcript has 4 exons. Lineage: Eukaryota; Metazoa; Chordata; Actinopteri; Esociformes; Esocidae. Gene Ontology annotation, cellular component: cytoplasm. Gene Ontology annotation, biological process: regulation of Wnt signaling pathway, planar cell polarity pathway; negative regulation of canonical Wnt signaling pathway; negative regulation of JNK cascade.
CUCCAAAGAGAGAUGUGAUCCAACCUUACCCACCACUAUCCUCAGAACGCUGCGAGCUGCUUGGCAGGAAAAUUGCUACACUCUAUAUUUGACUUUACAUUGUCAAUUUUGUCGUUUUAAUCAUGCAACUAUUCCCUGUUGUUGCAAGCUGAAAAACUCAGAUUUAUAUUGAAGUGUGAAGACCCCCGUUACAGUUUGGAUAACAAAAGCGCCGAUUUUACGCACACGAUUUACUUUGAGUUUAAGCGGAUUUGUUGAUAUAGCUGCUUAUACAGACUUCAACAAAGUUUUGGACAUGUUUUUUAAUGUUCAGCGUUUUCAAUGUGGAUCCUGAUUUUUUAGGCAUUUCGCAUUGAAUGUACGUGCCCACUGUUGCCAGUUAAGCUACAUGUUGUAAAUCACCCUCGUUUCUUGGAUGGAUACAGUGAAGCAAACUGCUGUUGUUGCUGAGAUGCUGGGCUCUAAGGACUGCAUAUUACAGAUGCGGGAUAGGAGAGAAUGCGAUACCCGUUCCAGGGAAAGAAUAGAGGGAGAAAUGGAUCGGUUGCGAACUCGGGAGAGAUUGGAAGCUGCUCUAGCGGGUAUUGGAGAGCUGGAAUACUUGAGACAACGACAGGAAUUACUGGUCAGAAAUUUGUUGAAUCAUCAGGAGGACGCUCUACCAACUGGGGAAGGUCCACUGAGCUUUACGCAUGAGGAGAAUUAUUUGAACUCCGAGGAAAAACUUCUGGAAGAAAACAUUUUAUUAUUAAGAAAACAAUUGAACUGCUUAAGAAGACGAGAUGCCGGUUUGAUCAAUCAGCUGCAGGAGCUAGACCGGCAGAUCUGUGACCUCCGGUUGGACACUGAGGCGUCACAUGACCAGAUGGAGACUGACAGCCGUCCGAGCUCAGGAUUUUAUGAGCUGAGCGACGGAGCUUCAGGGUCCCUCUCCAACUCCUCCAACUCCGUGUUCAGCGAGUGUUUGUCCAGCUGUCGCUCCAGCACCUGUUUCUGCAGCCCUCUUGACACAUCGCUGUGUGCCUCAGAGGGAAGGCUGAAAUCUGCAGACGAGCUGGGCAGCUGUGCGGAGUGCGAGGGCCGUUGUGAGGAGCAGCAGAUCGCGGGUGCGGUUAAGACGUCACUCUCCGCCACUCCCUUCCCACCCCCUCUGGACGCCUCCUCCAGUCAAGACCUCCAGUCCAAGUACCACUGCGACCUGAUCGGCAAGAACGGCAAUGACGUGUACCGUUACCCCAGCCCCCUCCACGCCGUGGCUGUGCAGAGCCCCAUCUUCUUCCAGUCUCUGGUCGGCCAACUCCGAGAGGAUGGGGGUUUGUCAAAGAGUGGCAGCGGCGGCGAGGGAUUCGUCGACUGUCACAAACUCGACCAGCAGCCUAUUCUGGUGCCUCAGAGCACUUCAUGGCCUGCGACCCAAAUGCCCGCGGGUAAAAGACUGGACAGUUAUAUAUUGGGCCUGCUUCAGAGGCGGGCUCUGCCCAUGAGGACCAACAAACCACGAACAAGCAUCAGCACCGACCCGUCCAAGAGCAUCCUGAGGCAGGGCAGCUUGUGCGUGAGACAGGCCAGUGUUUGUCAGCAACAGCAGCCAGCGCCACAUGGACUGUGGACCGCUCCGGUUCCUGACCUCAAACCAGCCUGGCAGACGUGUUUACAAGCGGGAGGCGCCAGUACUACUGAUCCACGAACAGGCUCUCCGCAUAGACAGUGGUCGGUGGAGAGCAAAGGAGUGUCGGACAAUGGGACGGCGUCCCAGUCUUUGGGCCAUCCUCAGAACGCAUGUGGCCCGAUCAACGGCAGUGACAGUCAAACCAGCCUGGUGACCAACAACCAGGUUAAAAAGAAGGGAUCAGAGUUGUCAGCCAAUAAAGUACUUUCAGCAUCGACCGCUCCUCAGUCUAAAGACAACCAGGGCCUGGGAGCCCCUAAUGCCAAUUCCUCCCCGAAAGAGAGCAAGCAUCCUUGUCACCCUGCUACUUCAGAAGACAUCCCUAUUAAACACUCCCAGACACUUCCUAGAGAGCUCACCAAAGCAGGCACUCCUAAGAAAAGCCUUAAAAGUGUCCCGGUCUCGGUCCAGACCGUCCAGCACACUAAGAAAGAGAGGCCCAUGCUGGAGUUAGGCAGUGUGGGGUCUUCCUCUCAGAGCCAGGACGAAGGACACAGUCACAUGGUCAGCGCUCAAUACAUCCCGUCCCAGAGGCAGACCGUCAAGCUCCGCAAGGGGGGCAAGAACAUCAAGAUCGUCAAGGUGAAGGGCGCCUCCCUGAAACCACACAGGGGUACGCACGCCCAUGCCGAGCCCGUUUCAUCCGAGGCGGCCGGGGGGAGGGAGAAGGGUCACCGGUCUGGAGGGUCGAGGAAAUCGCAUCAGCCGGAGGACGCGCAACACGUACACAGACCAUCCUCCAAGAGGGGGGCGUCCUCCCGGGCCAGGCGCACCGUGCCAGCCUCCAUCCCAGAGGGCCGCGUCCUGGAGAAACACGUGGCCACGUUGUCCACAGCCAGGUCCACGGUGUCCAGGCAUCCAGGCCACCACGGAAGGGAAGUGGUGGUGGCCAAACCCAAGUACAAGCGGACAAGCGGACAAGCGGAAUACAACCGAGGACGACUGAGGGCCGUCGCCGAGGUGCCUUACGACGAGGCCUUUCGGAGAGCCCACCGCCGGCAAAAGAGGGAGCUCAUCGGCCAAGUGUCCACGACCACCACCACCACCAUGUACCUGCCUUCCAGCGUGCAGUUCACCAGCCCGUACACCUACGUGGCUGGCAGCGACUCUGAGUAUUCCGCCGAGUGUGCCUCGCUCUUCCACUCAACCGUCAUGGACACUAGUGAAGAUGAGCGUAGUAACUACACCACCAACUGCUUUGGAGACAGCGAGUCCAGCCUGAGUGAGGGGGACUUUGUAGGUGAGAGCACCACCAGCAGUGACUCUGAGGAGAGCGCCGGGGUGAACUGGCCCCAGUUUGCGGGGCACGGCACUGGGCCUCAGGAGGUAACCGCCACCCAGGCUAAGGCCUUUGUCAAGAUUAAGGCCUCUCACAACUUGAAGAAGAAGAUCCUUCGCUUCCGAUCUGCGGGUUCGCUGAAACUUAUGACGACUGUAUGAGGGAGGGACUUUAGGGUGUCAGGCAUAAAGAAGUGACAGCCAAUCAAAUUGGCCCCUCUCUCUGCCCAACAACAAGUGCCUAGACUGCGCUAAAAUCAGUCUGAGAGACGUUUAAAGACUCGUUUAAUUGGGAUAUGAGGAUUUGUAUACAAUGUCCAGCAAAGUCUCUCUCCCUGCACUUUCUGACUAACGUUGGACAGGGGUAAAAUCUGAGUAGCCCCAUUGUAGCCAUUUUUGUAUUUAUUACUUGCUCUAGUACAUGGCAAAAUAUCUGUAAAGCCUUUUAAUGGUCCUGAUUUACUUUUUGGAUUAAAGCUAUUUAAAGUGUAAUAUAUUUGGUUGGUACUUCUGGGAUACAUGUGAAAGUUCUGAAAAAAACACGGUAUUAAGUGGCUGUAAGGAAUAUUCUUGGCUGCAUAGACAGUCUUUCAAAAACAGACGUUCCAACUUCAAAUGCUCGUAAUACAAAGGUAAUGAUUUGAUGUAUGUACAAAUACAAUAUGCAUGAACAACUUCUUUACCUUACCAUCUGUUGUUGAUACUAAACUGUACAUUGCCAAUUGUUGUACAUAAUGUCUAUGUAUGUUAAUACUGGUGCUUAACCUUUUUAUGCUUUAUUAAAUGUCUGCUUUAAGAUCA